Brassica napus (rape) is the source of this 1839-nucleotide messenger RNA. Its product is annotated as 26S proteasome non-ATPase regulatory subunit 6 homolog. Lineage: Eukaryota; Viridiplantae; Streptophyta; Magnoliopsida; Brassicales; Brassicaceae. The record is from RefSeq and is a predicted model, not a curated record. The transcript has 15 exons. The annotation marks the transcript as partial. Gene Ontology annotation, biological process: proteasome-mediated ubiquitin-dependent protein catabolic process.
UACUUGGCUGUUUCUUUAAAAAGUUUCUUUCUUUCCCUGAAUCGAAUUGAGUGUGGAGCAGAAGGAACUCAGCAGCCUCACCUGAUUCUAGCCCACAAGCUCUUCCUCCUCACUCACCCCGAUGUCCAAGACAUCGAGAAAGUCCAGCUCAAGUCUGACGUCUUGGAUUCGAUCGAAUCCGAUGGUAUGGCUCCUUUGUUCGAAACCCUAGCGGCGUCUUCGGUGCUCGAAUUGGAUCAGAGCUUGUUGGAUCCUAUGCGGGCUAGUAACGAGGAAGAGCUUAAAAAGCUCGACGAGAAGAUUGUAGACGCAGAAGAAAAUCUGGGAGAAAGUGAAGUCCGGGAAGCUCAUCUUGCUAAAGCUCUGUAUUUCAUCAGGAUCAGUGAUAAGUUAAAAGCUCUGGAGCAACUAAAACUCACAGAAGGAAAAACUGUUGCUGUUGGGCAAAAGAUGGACCUUGUCUUCUACACACUGCAGCUUGCAUUUUUCUACAUGGACUUCGAUCUGGUAUCAAAGAGCAUUGACAAAGCCAAAAAGUUGUUUGAAGAGGGUGGUGACUGGGAGAGGAAGAACAGACUAAAGGUCUAUGAAGGCUUGUACUGCAUGUCCACCAGAAAUUUUAAGAAGGCUGCCAGCUUGUUUCUGGAUUCUAUAUCAACCUUCACGACUUAUGAGAUCUUUCCCUACGAGACCUUCAUUUUUUACACCGUCCUGACCAGCAUCAUAACUCUGGACAGAGUUUCUCUUAAGCAAAAGGUUGUUGAUGCACCUGAGAUCUUGACCGUUCUUGGGAAGAUACCGUUCCUUUCUGAGUUCUUGAACUCCCUGUACGAGUGCCAGUACAAGGCGUUUUUCUCAGCAUUUGCUGGAAUGGCAGAGCAGAUAAAGUUUGACCGCUUGGACCAAAAAGUUUAGACCUUUGAAGACUUCGCAAGCUCCAUUUUCUGAAGGCAAAGAUUUGCUGAAUUGUGAGAUUGAGUUUGAAAAUGGAGGGAGAAGAGCUGACGGAGCAGGAGACUGCCUUGUACGAUCGCCAUAUUAGGGUUUGGGGGCGCUAAUGCUCAAAGAAGAUUGACCAAAUUUCAUAUCUUAGCAUCUGGAAUAAAGGGGACUGUUGCUGAGUAUUGCAAAAACACUGUGCUGGCAAGAGUUGGUAGUGUGACGUUAAUGGAUGAUCGGUUAGUGACUGAGGAGGCCUUGAACGCAAACUUCUUGAUUCCUCCCGAUGAAAAUGCUUACAGAGGCAAAACUUUGACUGAGAUCUGUUGUGAUUCACUCAGGGACUUUAACCCUAUGGUCCUUGUCUCUGUAGUGAAAGGUGAUUUGACAACACUUGGCACUGGAUUUUUUUGAGAAGUUUGAUGUGGUCGUUAUUGGCUACGGCUGUCGUGCCACCAAGAUGUCUGUCAAUGAACAAUGUCGGAAGUUAUCAAAGCGUGUGGCAUUCUAUACAAUAGAUUGUAGAGACUCAUGUGGUGAGAUAUUUUUUGAUCUUCAAGAUUACAAGUACACAAAGAAACAGCUUAAAGAGACAGUUGAAUGUGAACAACAUUUUCCGAGUUUUCAGGAAGCUAUAUCAGUACCUUGGAAGCUGAUUCCUAGGAGAACAGCAAAGCUCUACUUUGCUAUGAGAGUAAUAGAAGUGUUUGAGGAGAAUGAAGGGCGUAAACAUGGAGAAUGCUCACUGCUUGAUCUUUUGUUAAAGUCUUGGAAACCAAAAAGAAACUCUGUGAGGCUAACUCUGUGAGCGAGAGCCAUAUACCGGAUACUCUCUUGGAGAGACUUAUCAGUGGUACAAUCGAAUUCCCACCAGCUUGUGCCAUUGUAGGAGGAAUAUUA